Messenger RNA from Dictyostelium purpureum, 1052 nucleotides. RefSeq lists its product as uncharacterized. The record is from RefSeq and is a predicted model, not a curated record. The transcript has a single exon. NCBI's taxonomy places the organism in Eukaryota, Evosea, Eumycetozoa, Dictyosteliales, Dictyosteliaceae. The annotation marks the transcript as partial.
GGCCAAAACCAACUCCAACUCCAACUACACCAUCAAAAAAUACACAACCAACAAUACCAAAACCAAAAUCUGGAGCAAGAGCAAGAACAAGAUUACCACCAACCCCAUCAUCAAAAAGAGUACCAAAAUCAAAAUCAACUCCAUCCUCAAGACCAAGAAAAAGAACAACACCAAGACCAGGAACAAAAAAAAGACCAACCUCAACUCCAAUAAUUACAUCACCAACACCAACACCACUACCAAUUCCACAAUCAACACCAAAACUAAAAUCAAGAUCAAGGGCAAGAUCAAAACUAAUUCCAACACUACAACCAAAACGAGUACCAAAAUCAUAUCCAAGACCAACACCAAAAUCAAAAUCAAAAUCAAAAUCAAAAUCAAAAUCAAAAUCAAAACCAAAAUCAAAAUCAAAACCAAAAUCAAAUACAACUCCAACACAAACUCCAAAACCACAACAACAUCAACCAAAAUCAGAGUUUAUGUUCAAUUCAUCCACCCACCCACAAUUCAUUGAUGUACCUUCAAUUGAAGAGUAUGAUGAAGUACUUGGCCAAUGGGUUACAAUUUACACCUCCCAAUCAACACCAAGUACACCAACCAUCUCAUCCGAUUACCCAACUUUUUAUGCACCAGAGUCCAAAUACAAUAGUACUGGUGCACCAACACAAUCAUUUGAGGGAAUAAUUGAAGGGCCAUCAAUUGAAGAGUUUGAUGAAGAACUUGGUGAAUGGGUCACCAUAUACACCGCACCUACAAACUCUGCUCCACAGCCACAAUCAACACCACAACCAAGUACACCAACCACCUCAUCCGAUUACCCAAACUUUUAUGCACCAGAGUCCAAAUACAAUAGUACUGGUGCACCAACACAAGCAUAUGAGGGAAUGGUUGAAGGACCAUCAAUUGAGGAAUUUGAUGAAGAACUUGGUGAGUGGAUCACCAUUUACACCGCACCCCCAACAUUCGCCCACACUACACCCAUCGCCUCAUCUAACUACCCAAAGUUCUAUGCACCAGAAUCAAAAUUCGACUCUACUGGUGCAUCAUCAUAA